AUGACUUCGGACAGCUGCGUUUCUCUCGGCGACCGGCAAACUCCGCGGGGAGGCAUGCUGCACCCCAACGUCUCCGGACCAGUGCGCGACACCAAUGUCACCAAGAGCUGCGGAUACGUGUCGGUCGGUUUCCCGAUUUCCAUGAUGGUCACCGGCAUGGUCGGCAACUCUCUUGCCCUUAUCCUGGUGUACAUUUCUUAUAGGAAGAAGGAAAACAAAAGGAAAAAGUCUUUCUUGCUUUGCAUCGGAUCCCUGGCGCUGACUGAUCUGUUCGGGCAGCUGCUGACGAGCCCGAUCGUCAUCUCGGUGUACAGAGCCGACCUCAUCUGGGAGCGCAUCGACUCGUCCGGUCAGCUGUGCGCCUUUUUCGGGGUGUGCAUGACCACUUUUGGCCUGUGCUCGCUGUUUCUGGCCAGUGCCAUGGCCAUAGAGAGGGCCCUGGCCAUCACCAGUCCCCACUGGUACUCCAACAACAUGAAGACCAGCGUCACCAAGCAGACCCUGGCCGUCAUCUGGUGUCUGGUGCUGCUCUUCGCGCUGCUGCCCAUCGCAGGUGUGGGCAAGUACACGCUGCAGUGGCCGGGGACGUGGUGCUUCAUCAGCACUGGCGACCGGGAGGUGCCCGGUAACACCUUCUUCUCCAUCACUUUCGCCGUGCUCGGGAUUUUCUCUCUGCUCGUAACUUUUUCCUGCAACGUGGCGACGAUCCGGGGAUUAAUAAUCCGCUGCAAAACCAAAUCCGGCACCUCUCAGUCCUCCAAACAGUGGGAACGGCUCACCACGGAGACUGUCAUCCAGCUGUUGGGGAUCAUGUGCGUCCUGCUCAUCUGCUGGUCUCCGUUACUGGUGUUGAUGCUGAGAAUGGUCUUCACGCAGACAUCCUCUCAUCACUGCAACACGUCGAUGGUGGCAGCGACGGCGGUGGUAGCGGGUUCCUCCCUUUCUCCCAGCCGCAACCUGGACUGCAACUUUUUCCUGAUGGCAAUCCGCCUGGCAUCCCUGAACCAGAUCCUGGACCCAUGGGUCUACCUGCUCCUGCGGGAGAUCCUGCUCCGCAAAUUCUGCAUGGUGGCCAAUGCCGUGUCAAAUUGCUCCAUCGAUGGACAGAAGGAAAGCAGCCCCACUGCCCUGGAUGCCCUCACCAAGCAGAACUAUGACACCAGCAGCCUCCAGAAACAGCAGACUCAGUAG
Lampris incognitus (smalleye Pacific opah) is the source of this 1191-nucleotide messenger RNA. It is a transcript of the gene ptger3, whose product is annotated as prostaglandin E receptor 3 (subtype EP3). NCBI's taxonomy places the organism in Eukaryota, Metazoa, Chordata, Actinopteri, Lampriformes, Lampridae. The record is from RefSeq and is a predicted model, not a curated record. The transcript is spliced from 2 exons. Gene Ontology annotation, cellular component: plasma membrane. The coding region runs from base 1 to 1191 and encodes 396 amino acids. Gene Ontology annotation, biological process: intestine smooth muscle contraction; positive regulation of cytosolic calcium ion concentration; inflammatory response. Gene Ontology annotation, molecular function: prostaglandin E receptor activity.